Notothenia coriiceps (black rockcod) is the source of this 623-nucleotide messenger RNA. RefSeq names its product U2 snRNP-associated SURP motif-containing protein-like. Lineage: Eukaryota; Metazoa; Chordata; Actinopteri; Perciformes; Nototheniidae. Gene Ontology annotation, molecular function: RNA binding. The transcript is spliced from 5 exons. Gene Ontology annotation, cellular component: nucleus. The record is from RefSeq and is a predicted model, not a curated record. The coding region runs from base 7 to 600 and encodes 197 amino acids.
GUUUGAAUGAUCCACAUGUUCGACUGGAUGCAGCUCUCGCACAGUGACUCAAUAUGUUGUUUUUUCUUUUUCACAGUGGAUCCAUCCAAGGAGGCAACUUUCAAGGUAGCACCGUCGAAAUGGGAAGCGGUGGAUGAAGCCGAGUUAGAAGCUCAAGCUGUGACAACUUCAAAAUGGGAGGUAUUUGAGCAGCCAGAAGAAUCCAAAAAGAACGAUCAUGACAGUGAUUACGAGGACAGGAGCCCCCGCUCAGAGGACAACGGGACCUACUUCAACCCCUCCAGAGACGACUCUGAUGUGAAAGCCAAGAUGUCUGAAAUGAACGAGGAGAAACGCACCAAGCUCAGAGAGAUAGAGGUUAAAGUCAUGAAGUUCCAAGAUGAGCUGGAGUCCGGGAAAAGACCCAAGAAGACGGGGCAGAGUAUUCAGGAGCAGGUGGAGCACUACAGGGACAAACUACUACAAAAGGAAAAGGAAAAGGAGAAACUCGAACGGGAGAAAGAGCGGGAGAGGAAAGAGAAGGAGAAAGCGGAGGCCCGGUUGAAAGAGUUAAAGAAGGAGAAGGAGAAGGAGGACACGCCCACCAGGAAGGAGAGGUGAGCUUUAUUGGGUAUAUUUAAAGA